AUGAGACUUAAGUUUGAAGAAACAUAUGAAGCAACCAGACAACACUGCCAUCUUCUGCAUCAUACUGCAGCCACUGCUCACCAGCCAGAAGUCCCCUGUGGACAGGAGCCACAUUCUCUGUCUAUAUCACUGACUACGGCAACAGUGCAUGGAAGUGGGAGCGUCUGCUCUCUGCAGGCUCCUGGAAGCAGCCACCAGAAAGGCACUGGUGACCCCGGGUCCCCGGCUCCAUGUUGGGACGCCACCUGUAGCCAGCUCACCUGGUUCACCUUGCUCCGGGAUCCAGGGCAAAUGAGGAGGAAUAACAAAGAGACAGAGUCAGCUCAAGGUGCGAGUGGCCAGGGGGCUCCUACCCCUAGGAGACAGAGGAGGCUGGAGCAGCCAACUGUUCACUUCGCUUUUAUUCACCCAAACAUGGGCACAAGCAAUCAAGAAAUAAAGAACUCUGAAGACGGUGAAGUUUCCUACCCACAUCUUCUACCUAGCAAAGUGGAUCUCCAUCAGGUCACCAUAAUUCCAUACGAUGAGUGGAAAAGGAUUCAGGAAAGCCUGGAUGGUCUGACAAGAGAAGCAGCAGUUCUUCGUGCAGAAAGAAAUUCAAAAUAAGAAAUGCAUCUCCGAUCCCAAGAAGUGGUGAAACACUGGACUAAUACAUAUGCGGGGAUGAAAGAACAGAAACUUAAAGCCAAAAAAAUGCACAAUGAAGAAAUUGAAGCCAAAAGACAAAUCCUGGAUCUGGAAGAGGAAAUCCACAAACAAGGAGAAAGAAAAAAGGCCACUGAAUAUGCAAAGCACUAUCAGUUUUACCAGACAGAAAGAGUGAAGAACUUUCAGUCAGGACUUCUUCUCAGUAGAGUUAUGAAAGAACAUGAUGCCCAGAUUGUAUUCUGUAAGAGUAAGGUAAAACCAGAUACCAAAUAGGAAGAACAACUGAAACUCAACACUGAAAAAGCUUUUAAAGAAGAGCAAGAAAAAGCAGAAAAACAACACAGAGAAAGAAUGGCUCUUGCUGAGGAGCAUCUAAAACAAAUAAAGGAACAUGAAGAGGAAAAAGAAAGGAAGAAAAAACAUGAAGAAAAAGAUGCUGAGGAGAUAAAGCGACAAAAUGUAUUGUAUGAAAUAGAAAUGAGAAAAAAACUAAAAAAGAAAAAAGAAGAGAUAGAUGAAAGCAGAAAGCUGUUUUUUGAACAUAUGUCUAAUAAAAACAUCAUCAAAGCUGUCGAACUGCAGCAACAAGAGGAGGGAGAUGAAAAGAUUCGAACAUUUAUCAAAGCAAAAAAGCAUCUGGUGCAAAUGAGAGAAAAAGAAGCUGAAACACACAGGCUAAUGGAAGAAUGGAGAGAAAACAUAAAUAAUUUCCUGAGUGAACUAAUAAAAGAGAAACUCGAUAAUGAAGAUUUGAUUAAUGCUAAAGACAUUGCAGAAGCUGAGGCUGAAUGGGAGAAAAAAGAAAAAGAAAAGUGUGAAAAAAACAAACCAGAUUUAAAAGCAAUUGCAGAACAUAGAGCCAUUAUGAUGAAAAAUAAAGAGGAAGAAGAAAGACAAAGGAAAAUAAAAUCUAAACAACAACUGCUGGCUGUCAUGAAAGCAGAUCAAAUUUUCAGGGAGCAGGAAAAGGAGAAAAAACACAAAGUUGAUAUAGAACGCCAAGAAGUUCAAGAUGCCCAUAUUCAACAAAUGGCCAAAAAUAAAUUUAAUGCACAACAAGCAAAAGAAACAGAAUUAGAAUAUUGCAGACAUACUGAAACUCUUGCAGCUGAAAAGGAGAAAGAAUUUCAGGAUUAUGCCAGAGAAGUGACUGAACUUGAAUCUGAAUCAACAAGUAAAUAUAUUUACCCUCUUGUAAAAGCUGUACAGGAAGGACCUGGAGGUGGCCGUGGACCAGCUUUUGUGGACAGAGAUGGAUUAAGACCCAGCUAUCAAGCAAACAAUUUUAGUGGAGUCCAGGUCCCUUUUUACUAUUCUCAGGGAUCAAAAUAUAAUUCACAGACGUCUAAGGGAAGGCUAGGUUUUACAUGGUAGAAAAAUGUAAAGAUUGAG
Heterocephalus glaber (naked mole-rat) is the source of this 2040-nucleotide messenger RNA. The record is from RefSeq and is a predicted model, not a curated record. NCBI's taxonomy places the organism in Eukaryota, Metazoa, Chordata, Mammalia, Rodentia, Bathyergidae.